This is a messenger RNA of Propithecus coquereli (Coquerel's sifaka), 1350 nucleotides long. RefSeq names its product acid phosphatase 5, tartrate resistant (gene ACP5). The record is from RefSeq and is a predicted model, not a curated record. Lineage: Eukaryota; Metazoa; Chordata; Mammalia; Primates; Indriidae. Gene Ontology annotation, biological process: bone resorption. The coding region runs from base 58 to 1035 and encodes 325 amino acids. Gene Ontology annotation, molecular function: ferric iron binding; acid phosphatase activity; ferrous iron binding. The transcript has 5 exons.
GCCGUGGAGCCCACUUGCCUCUUGGAGUCCCCACUGACUGGCUUGUGCGUUCCCGGGAUGGACACGCGGCCGGCGCUGCUCGUCCUGCAAGCCUUGCUGCUACUCCCCGUGGCUGACAGUGCCGCCCCUGCCCUGCGCUUUGUGGCCGUGGGUGACUGGGGAGGUGUCCCCAACGCCCCGUUCCACACGGCCCGGGAAAUGGCCAAUGCCAAGGAGAUCGCCAGGACCGUGCAGAUCCUGGGAGCAGACUUCAUCCUGUCCCUGGGGGACAACUUUUACUUCACUGGCGUGCAGGAUGCCAAUGACAAGAGGUUCCAGGAGACUUUUGAGGACGUGUUCUCUGACCGCUCUCUUCGCAACGUGCCGUGGUACGUGCUGGCCGGAAACCACGACCACCUGGGCAACGUCUCGGCACAGAUCGCCUACUCCAAGAUCUCCAAGCGCUGGAACUUCCCCAGUCCCUUUUACCGCCUGCGCUUCAAGAUCCCACGCACCAAUGUGUCUGUGGCCAUCUUCAUGCUGGACACGGUGACGAUAUGUGGCAACUCGGAUGACUUCCUCAGCCGGCAGCCUGAGAGGCCCCGAGACCUGGAUCUGGCCCGCACGCAGCUGUCCUGGCUCAAGAAACAGCUGGCGGCGGCCAAGGAGGACUACGUGCUGGUGGCUGGCCACUACCCCGUGUGGUCCAUAGCCGAACACGGGCCCACCCGCUGCCUGGUCAAGCAACUUCGGCCACUGCUCGCCACCUACGGGGUCACUGCCUACCUGUGUGGCCAUGAUCACAACCUGCAGUACCUGCAGGAUGAGAACGGUGUGGGCUAUGUGCUGAGCGGGGCUGGGAACUUCAUGGACCCCUCGAAGCGGCACCAGCGCAAGGUCCCCAACGGCUACCUGCGCUUCCACUAUGGGGCUGAGGACUCGCUGGGGGGCUUUGCCUACGUGGAGAUGAGCCCUAAAGAGAUGAGCGUCACUUACAUCGAGGCCUCGGGCAAGUCCCUGUUCAAGACCAGCCUGCCGAGACGACCCAGGCCCUGAACCCCCACGAGUGCCCGGCUCUGAGGCCUGAGGCAGAGGGGGCUCCCCGGUGCUGGGUGGGUGGGCCCCGCGGGGACCUUGGGGCAGGCUCUCCGGCUUGGGGCAGCAAAGCACUGUGGCGCCACGUGGACCCCUGUGGCACAGAUGCCCACGUGUUUGAAAGAGGCAUGGACAUGUGUCCCAGUCGCAGUGUCACACCUGUGGCUACAGCUCGCCUCGGCUGAGUUUCAGGGACUGGGGGACAGGGAGGGAACACUGCCUCCUGAAUCAAGCAUCUUUCACUGAUGUUCAAUAAAAGAAUAGUUGCCAAGGCUG